AUGCAGAACUCCACUGUGCUGGGUGGAAAUCGGGGAAACAGUCAAAGUCUUCAGAAGUCGUACGCUGACCACCGAAGACGAAAUUUGGAAUUUCUAAUCGGUGAUAAAGUAUAUUUGAAGCUCUUCCCGUUCAAAAUAGUGAUUCAAGGGAAAAAGAAAGGAAAACUAAGCCCAAGAUACAUCGGCCCAUAUGAAAUUUUGGAGAAAAUUGGAUCAGUGGCUUAUAGAAUAGCUUUACCUGUAACAGUAGCAAAUAUCCACAACGUGUUCCACGUGUCCCAACUGCAGAAACAUGAGCUCGAUCCUAUGCAGGUUCUUCAAAAUGAGACCAUAGAGAUAUGA
Molecule: messenger RNA, 342 nt
Organism: Diospyros lotus (date-plum)
Lineage: Eukaryota; Viridiplantae; Streptophyta; Magnoliopsida; Ericales; Ebenaceae
Exons: 1
Coding region: 1-342 (113 amino acids)
Source: RefSeq, a predicted model, not a curated record